Molecule: messenger RNA, 924 nt
Organism: Onychomys torridus (southern grasshopper mouse)
Lineage: Eukaryota; Metazoa; Chordata; Mammalia; Rodentia; Cricetidae
Gene: Ucp1
Product: uncoupling protein 1
Exons: 6
Coding region: 1-924 (307 amino acids)
Biological process (GO): response to cold; mitochondrial transport; adaptive thermogenesis
Cellular component (GO): mitochondrial membrane
Molecular function (GO): oxidative phosphorylation uncoupler activity
Source: RefSeq, a predicted model, not a curated record
AUGGUGAGCCCGACAACUUCCGAAGUGCCUCCAACCAUGGGGGUCAAGAUCUUCUCAGCCGGCGUGGCCGCCUGUCUGGCAGAUAUCAUCACCUUCCCGCUGGACACAGCCAAAGUUCGGCUUCAGAUCCAAGGUGAAGGGCAGAAGUCCAGUCCCAUUAGGUAUAAAGGUGUCCUGGGGACCAUCACCACCCUGGCAAAAACAGAAGGGUUGCCGAAACUGUACAGCGGUCUGCCUGCUGGCAUUCAAAGGCAAAUCAGCUUUGCCUCACUCAGGAUUGGCCUCUACGAUACUGUCCAAGAGUACUUCUCUUCAGGGAGAGAAACGCCUCCCACUUUGGGGAACAGGAUCUCAGCUGGCUUGAUGACUGGAGGUGUGGCAGUAUUCAUCGGGCAACCCACAGAGGUCGUGAAAGUCAGACUCCAAGCACAGAGCCACCUACACGGGAUCAAACCCCGCUACACUGGGACCUACAAUGCUUACAGAAUUAUAGCUACAACAGAAAGCUUCUCAACACUCUGGAAAGGGACAACCCCUAAUCUGAUCAGGAAUAUCAUCAUCAAUUGUACAGAGCUGGUAACAUAUGACCUCAUGAAGGGGGCCCUUGUGAACAACCAAAUACUGGCAGAUGAUGUCCCAUGCCACUUGCUAUCAGCUCUUGUCGCCGGGUUUUGCACCACACUCCUGGCCUCUCCGGCAGAUGUGGUGAAAACAAGAUUCAUCAACUCCCUACCAGGACAGUACCCAAGUGUGCCCAGCUGUGCAAUGGCCAUGUUCACCAACGAGGGACCAACAGCUUUCUUCAAAGGGUUUGUCCCUUCUUUCCUGCGACUCGCAUCCUGGAAUGUCAUCAUGUUCGUGUGCUUUGAACAGCUGAAAAAAGAAUUGAUGAGGUCAAGGCAGACAGUGGACUGCACCACAUAA